Salvia hispanica is the source of this 1345-nucleotide messenger RNA. RefSeq names its product ABSCISIC ACID-INSENSITIVE 5-like protein 3. Lineage: Eukaryota; Viridiplantae; Streptophyta; Magnoliopsida; Lamiales; Lamiaceae. Gene Ontology annotation, cellular component: nucleus. Gene Ontology annotation, biological process: positive regulation of DNA-templated transcription. The record is from RefSeq and is a predicted model, not a curated record. Gene Ontology annotation, molecular function: DNA-binding transcription factor activity.
UCCCCUCCAACGCCCACAAAUACAAAAGGAAUCUUGUUCUCCGGCAACAGAUCAUCAGAUCCUCUUCUGCCCCCAUGUUUUGAGGUGUCUUGAUAGAGAUUGGAUUGGUUUCUGAAACUUGUACAAGGAAUCAAGGAUAGUUGAAUAGGUUAUUGAGGUUCUCAAUUGGUACAAGUGGAGUUGAAGUGUGAAUGGGGAUUCAGACAAUGAAUUCUCAUGUGAGUGGCGGUGGGCAGCAAUCUCAUGUUCAGCAUCCGCUGCAACGCUGCAACUCGUGGUUAGGCCUAACGCUAGGCGAAGUGGAGAGGCACUUGCUAGGUAAUUUGGCCAAGCCAUUAGGAAGCAUGAACCUCGACGAGUUGCUCAAGAAAGUGUGGACCACUGACACUAGCCACUCGUCGGGAAUGGAGAGCAUCGAAACAUCCCCUGCAGCAUCACUGCAGCGCCAAGCUAGUUGGUCGCUUGCUAGGGCUUUUACCGGGAAGACAGUGAAUGAGGUGUGGAGGGAUAUACAGCGAGGGUAUAAGACGAGAAAUGCGGAGGGCUUGAGUAGCCAGGAAAGAGCUCUGACCCUUGGUGAGACAAGUUUGGAGGAUUUCUUGGUGAAAGCAGGGAUGUAUGUGUCCAAUGCCUCCACUGUUUCUGUUGAACCCAUGAUGUCCUUGGAUAGUGCACUCAAGUCCCAUAAAUUCUCGUCUCAGACGGGGUCGUUGUCUCCUUCGCCUUCAAUGGAUGAGUUGUCAGAUACGCCAUUGCCUGGCCGGAAGAGGAUGCCUGGGGAUCUUGAUAAGGCCAUUGAGAGGAGGCUAAGACGAAAAAUUAAGAACAGGGAGUCUGCUGCACGCUCACGUGAAAGGAAACAGGCCUACCACAAUGAGUUGGUGACCAAGGUCUCGCAACUUGAAGAGGAAAAUUCCAAGCUUAAGAAGGAAAAGGAAUUCGAACAGAUUACUUGUUAUGAACCCAACACCGUAAGGUACCAGCUGCGAAGAACUUCCUCGUCCUAAUACUAUGUGGACAAUGUUUUUGCAGUACAAGGUUGAAUUGGCAUGCAUUGCACUACUACUUUGUUAAUGCAGUAUGUAAAAAUGUAACUCUUGUUUUAGGACAUAAAGGCAUAGAUGCUCGUUGUUGCAAAGAAAUUACCAUGACAACACGUCAACACCACCCAAACGUAUAGUUGUUUUUUUAAAUCUGUUAGGGUGUGUUCGAGACUAUAGAAUUAAGGACUUGGAUUUGAAAAUGGAGCAUCCACUUCCAUGUAUAAUGUUUAGUACAGCAAAAAUGUUUGUAUUUGGAAUUAAGUUACAAUUAUCAUUUUAGUACCACAAAAAUGUUUGUAUUU